Messenger RNA from Peniophora sp. CBMAI 1063, 1509 nucleotides. The record is from the annotation of a GenBank genome assembly. Lineage: Eukaryota; Fungi; Basidiomycota; Agaricomycetes; Russulales; Peniophoraceae.
AUGCCUGGCCUAUGGGCCAGUUUCAACAACAAUAUGAUCAUGGCCGCCGCUCAGGGUUUCCUGGCCAGAAGUGGAAACCAGGAGCUAACCCUGUCAUGGGAUCGGGUCCGCAUACGACCCAUACGCGAUAGCGACGAAAAUGUGCUACAGUAUGGCUCGAAUGAUUCUUGGGCAGUAUUACGCCUACUUUGUGGAGAAGCACAUCUGCGAGUGGGGUAUCUGUCUAUACCCUUGAUGAUGAUGGACCGGCCCAAAUCGCAGCAGGUUCUCGCAGCACAUCCUCUGCGCAACUUGCACACGUUACACCUCGCGUGCGGCGAUUCGAAUUACGCAUCGGACCCCUUCGCUACGUUACAACCUGAAGCUCUUCGUGAGCUGUCUGUCAUUGGCUUUAUCCAGAGGAUGGAUUGGCGUCGAGCAGUUCAAUGGCUGUGUCAUUUGCGUACAAUGACGCUCAACUUCGAUCGCAUAUGGAGCCUUGCCGCAGAGUACUCUGGGCUACCAGCAGCGAUGAGCUCGUCCCAAGCUAUAGAGCUACUGUCGGCCAUAGCCGAAAUCGCUUCUCUUGAGAGUCUACGCAUGUUGAACCUCCCAGAAGACAUGGGCGUGGAAGGACUGGACGCAUCCAAGUUCACACUCACUGCGUGCCGCAACGUCGAGCUGAGCGGCGACGAGGACGCCGUGGGAGCCUUACUCGGUGCUCUCGCUCUUCAUCCCGAAGUACGACUACGGGUGAACAUCCGUCUACGGGAGCCGGAUACCGCUCCAUCCAGGUCAUUGGCCUGUUCAGCGAUUCUCGCCCAUUUGUCUCGAGUGGACGCACCACUCUCAUCUGUCUUAUUCGAGCAUACUUCCGAUCAACCUGUCUUUGGAUUGCUCCCUGCACGCAACCAUUCCACAGUGAACCCGCGAUGGAAGCUCGAGGCGCAUCGCUCCGAGAGACCUGACGAGGGCUCCGCGCCAAAUCUUACCGUCUCCUUCCAAUCGAGUUCGCGUACUGGUGACGGAAGGGCAUGGGAUACCCUCAGUUCAGAGGACGGGGAGCUCGCGCGCAUUGUCAACGCCAUGGGCAACGGCACAGUCGCUCUCCACCUAUCGGCUGAAGACGGUGAUGCCGCUCGCGUUACGCAGGAUGUCUUGCGUCAGCGACUCAAGGGCUGGACAAAAGUCGAGCACCUGUAUGUCUCUGGCGCAGAGCUCAAAGGCGUUGUCAUUUCAGAGCUCUCCAACGGGUCGAGGUCAGAAAGAGGAAUACUUUUUCCACGCUUGCAAAUUCUGACUCUCGUCAACGACGGGCUUGAUGCCAAGCGGGCUGCCGCAUCCACGGUCGAGGGUUACGAGAUACGAGGCGGCUCGUUAUGGAUCCCAAAGCUGAUCCACAUGCUACAAAAGCGAUCGAGCGCAGGGGUGCCUAUACAAUAUCUGCAGGUUCCAUCUCAUCUGGAAAGGACGCAGACGGAGGCGUGGUAUCGGGACCUUGUCAGCCUGGUGGAUGUAGUGACUUUUUGA